CUCCCCGCGCCCGGCGGCGCCGCCGAAGCCAAGCGCGGGCAUAAAACCUGGGCUGAGUCCUGAGGCGUGAAGACUUGUUAACAUCGCUGAGAUUGAUGCUUAGACCCUCAAGAGAAGAGACUUUCUGACAGCCUGCUCCACUCCACCUGUCCCUAUGACUGGAGGGUUCACUGUAGCUCUCCAGUUCCACAAGAUGGGUUCAUUCAGAAGGCCACGGCCUCGCUUCAUGAGCUCGCCGGUCCUCAGUGACCUGCCACGGUUCCAGGCCGCCCGGCAGGCUCUGCAGCUCAGCUCCAACUCUGCCUGGAACAGUGUUCAAACAGCAGUGAUAAAUGUGUUCAAAGGGGGAGGCUUGCAGAACAAUGAGCUUUACACCCUCAAUGAAAAUAUCAGGCGGCUGCUGAAGAGUGAACUUGGAUCCUUCAUCACAGAUUACUUUCAGAACCAGCUCCUUGCGAAAGGCUUGCUGUUUAUAGAGGAGAAGGUUAAGCUGUGUGAAGGUGAGGAUCGCAUUGAUGUCCUGUCUGAAAUCUGGGAUCACUAUUUUACAGAGACUCUUCCUACACUCCAGGCAAUAUUCUACCCAGUCCAGGGUCAGGAGUUGACUAUCCGUCAGAUUGCUCUUCUUGGCUUCAGAGACUUGGUCUUGCUAAAAGUAAAGUUGGAAGACAUUCUUCCUCUGGUCCAGACAAAGCUCCCAGCUUCCAUUGUCCAGAUGCUGUUAAUUCUGCAGAGUGUCCAUGAACCUACUGGCCCCAGUGAGGGCUACUUACAGCUGGAAGAACUGGUCAAGCAGGUGGUAUCGCCGUACUUGGGCUUGUGUGAGGAUCACAGCUUCCCUGGUAGCACCUGCUUGCUUGAGAGACGAUACUCCAGAUCCCGUCCUAAGACUGGUGUACUGAAUUAUCCAUCUCACGUGGUGACAAGCUGGCAGCCCAGUGAGAUGGCCCUGACCCCACUGACAGAGCAGGAGGGUGAGGCUUACCUGGAGAAAUGUGGUAGCAUCCGUCGCCACACGGUUGCCAAUGCUCACUCAGAUAUUCAGCUCCUGGCAAUGGCCUCCAUGAUGCACACGGGAAUGGUGAUCGAGGAGUCAGACAGCACCGACAAAUGCCUCCUCCUGCAGCCCAGUUUUAGCCACAGGCAGUGCUCCAGUGAGCCCAGUAUUGCUGAUGGGCCAGAGGGAGUCCUGGCAGCAGGUAGGCAGGACCCCGCAGAGCUGAACUGCACAUCGGUCAGCUAGAAGCCUUGUGAGGAGAGGAGAACUGUAUGCACUAACCUGGACAAAGCAUCGUGUCAUCCCUGCUGGGAAAAAAAGAGAAAAACUUUGAGUUUUGCUCAUGUCAUUGAAAUGGCCUUGAGGGAUCUUACGUCUCUUUGGGAAUGCUUUCUAGAUUUGUUCUGCUUGUCUGUCUGGGAUCAUUGUUGAUGGAGGUACCAGGCUGCUCCCAAAUGGGCACUGAGGGCUGCAAAGGUUUUGCUGUUGAACAGUGCAGUCUACCUUCUGUCAGCUUUCUUCCUCUACUAGUCCAGACCUUUUUGCCUCAGGUUUCCUUCCGUUUCUUUGAUAUGAUACAAAUUAGCCUCUCUCUGCUUUUCUCCAUCUUUCCCAGCUUUAUGCUGCUUGUUUGCUUUUUGUCCCUGCAGCAGAGACCUCUGUGCUAAACGUUCUUUUUGCUCCUGGCACGAGGAUGGUGAUGGCUGAAGACUGCAUUUUUCUCUUUCAGAGUUGAACUCAGGGAUGAAACUAUUUGCAUCCUGCAGAAAGAUCUGAGCCACCUGAGAGGUGGCUCGUAAGUGAAAGAUAUCCUUCAAUUUGCCUCCCAUGGGCAGCCUAAAUUUGAACAAAUUAAACUGGUUUUUUUCUCCAGACCUGAAGAUAGAUGAGUAUACAUGGAGGCCCAGCUGAGUACUUCAUAUGUACUUUAUUUGGUUCCAGUCAUAACUCUGGGGGUGGUGGUGUAAAUUGAGUGCAAAGGGGUGGGUGGGUGUUUAAAUUGAAGAGCAAUAUAUAGUCCUGAACAUCCUGGCAUUUGGCAUCAAUUUGCUCUCAGAAUUUCAGUGGUGGUAGGGCUAUGAUGAAAGGAGAAACCUGACUGGAUUCCUUUGGGAAGGACACGCUGGGCAGAGUCUGCACUUGUGCGAGAGACAUGAAGCUGCUUCUCAGCCCUGGGCCAUCGUGAUUCCAGACCAGGAGGAGAUGAACGGGAAUUCAUCCUUGGGUUGUUCUGGUACUUUUAGCACUUAAAGAUUUCAUGAGACCAAAGAUAACUGGCGGCAGGGUGUAGAAAGGAGUCCUGCCUCGGCAGUGCAUUCAUGAAGUGCUCCUGACCUCCAGUGGUAUCUGACUCAGUGCAGUGUUGCUUUUAAGAUAAAGCGAGGGCUCUCUGCAGUCUUUGUUUUUGUUUUUAUUUUGAAGAUUAGGAGUGGGUCCAGUUUGCAGGCGUCUGUGUCAGGCGCUGCAGUCCGCAGUGUCUGCUCUGUAUCUGCUCUGUAGCAUCACUUGGUACUCAAAUACUGCUUCGAAGGGAACAGAACCAAUCUGUUGGAGCAGUCCCCUGGGAUGCUCUGCUGUCUUGCUAAGCAGAUUUGCAAGUGUAAUUACAAGCUUAGAGGUGAACUGAAAUGCUGCCUUAAAUGUCAAAUCCCAUUAAAAAUAUGCAUAUAGCACCA
This is a messenger RNA of Athene cunicularia (burrowing owl), 2673 nucleotides long. It is a transcript of the gene PRR5L, whose product is annotated as proline rich 5 like. Lineage: Eukaryota; Metazoa; Chordata; Aves; Strigiformes; Strigidae. The record is from RefSeq and is a predicted model, not a curated record. Gene Ontology annotation, cellular component: TORC2 complex. The transcript has 9 exons. The coding region runs from base 155 to 1243 and encodes 362 amino acids. Gene Ontology annotation, biological process: TORC2 signaling.